CUCCUCAGUAUACAAACACCACCGCGCCUCAUUUCGUCCAAACCACAACAAGCAAAGCAAGCAAAGACAGUCGUGUCAACCACAACCAGUGCUAGAGCAGCUAGCUCAAGAGCAAGUGAUCGGUCGAUGAGCCUGAGGUACAUGAUCAGCAGGGUGGGCGCGCGGGCGGCGCAGGCCGUGCGGGAGGGCACCGCCACCGCCAGGUCCGUCAAGGACAGGGCGCAGCAGCAAUCGGCAUCGUCCAUGGCGAGGACGACCAGGACGCCGACCGCGGCACAGACGGUGGAGUCGGGGACGGGGAGGGCGAGCUCCGCGGCCAUGGCGAGGAAGGCGGCCGAGGAGGAGAGGCGGAGGAGGGCGGCGGAGGAGUCGCUGCGCACCGUCAUGUUCCUCUCCUUCUGGGGCCCAAACACUUGAUUUUCUUGUACUAGCAGAACUUGAUAUUUUGAGUUGUGUAUAGCCGCGUGGUGUGAAGUGGUUUUGUGAGUGCUUAACUUGUGCAAAUUCUGUAUGUUUCACGCGAAAUUAAGCUCCAAAUAUUUGUUUUCCUCUGUCAAA
Lolium rigidum is the source of this 558-nucleotide messenger RNA. RefSeq lists its product as uncharacterized. The transcript has a single exon. NCBI's taxonomy places the organism in Eukaryota, Viridiplantae, Streptophyta, Magnoliopsida, Poales, Poaceae. Bases 127 to 417 code for a protein of 96 amino acids. The record is from RefSeq and is a predicted model, not a curated record.